Molecule: messenger RNA, 2418 nt
Organism: Umbelopsis ramanniana AG
Lineage: Eukaryota; Fungi; Mucoromycota; Umbelopsidomycetes; Umbelopsidales; Umbelopsidaceae
Exons: 3
Coding region: 77-2143 (688 amino acids)
Source: RefSeq, a predicted model, not a curated record
GUACGAGCAAAGCAGAUAGAUGCUCGAGCCCUCUCGGUCGUUUUCUGUCAUUUCCCGUCCUUAACGAAUUUGAAUUAUGUCCAGCAGCUCUACAAAACCGCUGGUAUUAAGCGAUGCUGACACUGAUGCAUUAUUACAGGCUUUGGAGUGGCGAUAUGCUAUUACUCCAGCUGGCGAGCUAGCUCCCAAACCAGCCAUAAGUUAUAACAAACUGCCACUAUGUCACUUGGUCAAACGAGAGGACAGAUUUGUGACUGAAAUCACCACUCAGUCAAAUUGGACGAGAAACUUGGUUCAAAAUGAUGUGCUUUGGAAUAACCUCGAUUUUGAUGCGUAUCGAACGCUAGCUCAGUGCAAGAUGCUCUUUCCUCACAUGACAAACGAAGCGCAUACUCCACAACCUGGUUCGUCCGUUCGAAAAAUCUUGAACUUGGUUCAAUGCGAGGCAAAGGCUCAUUUUUCACUCGUCCAAACCAUGAAGAUAGAACAGCCCCUGGAACAAAAAUUACACUUGGCCAUAGCGCCUUGGCCAGAAAAUAAGGACUCGUGCUACGAGGCACUUGACAAAAUAUUUUGUGCUUAUGGAUUUUUAGUGCCUUCUAAGAUUACAUUAGGUGAAUGCUCUAUUGCUAGGCACAGUGAACGACCUUUUCACCACUUACUUAUGCUUCUAUUUCUUUUUUCAGGGAAGAAAAAAAUUGUAAGCCAAGACUACAUAGAAGAAGAAGGAAGAUCCAAGUCAGCUUCAAUGUUAGCCAAGGCACAAGCAAACAAAGAGCUUUCUCUCAUGAAUUCCGUCGAAGACUUGAAACGAUCGCAUGUCGUCUCCCAACCAGAAGAUAUAUCUCGAAAGUCGUCGUAUGACUUACUUUUGUACGACCAAAAGAACACGGAGACCCGUUUUGAGUUUUGGGAUAUUAUAAAGCGGUUGGAGUUACUGCCUAUUUAUGAUCUAUUACCAUCCGAACUAGGACGCAAGGUCAAAGCAAUUCUGAAUGAACGAUGGAUCCCUAUUCAGAUUGGUGACGCGAUACGAUUGAAAAACGUAGCUACUUCAGCCUACCUUGCAGCGCGAGCUGAUGGGCAAAGUGUUGAGCUUGGACUAUGCGAACCAGCGUCAGACUCUAGCUUAAAACAAUUUUCACAAUGGCGACUACGACGACCAGAUAGCGUCAAAGUCGUCAGCACUCAAGUGAAAUACGGACACAAUAUAUUUAUUGAGGCUGUUUUCGGCCCUAUAGAUAGCGACAUGUGCUUUAUUCUAUCACCUAGAUUAUCGGAAGAGGGCAAUAAAGAGCAACACGACUUGACACUGACACAAAACAAGGACUGGAAUGAAUCAUCUUCGUGGUUGAUAGAAUCCACUCUGCCUCUCUCUGAACCGGAAAGUCUGGAUAUGAUGAUAUCUCAGGCGAAACCAUUGAUCAAUGGAGAUAUCAUUUGCAUAUCCCAAAAUCGAUUAGCGAGAUAUCUGUCAUCCAAAAAGGCACCGGAAACCCUGGCGGACAUUCCACCCACUGCACGUCGACGAUCAAGUAGUUUUGGAAACGCCGCUACAGUCAUGCAACGGUUUCGACGAAUGUCCAUAACGAGAAGUUCUUUUGCAACAUCCAGUUCUGCAGUGGAAUGGGGAAAAUUGCAACUUCGAGAGUGCGGUAUCGCCGCAACAGAAGACGCUGAGAAAUGGUAUAUUUAUGUCGAUAAAGUCGAUCAUUUUGCAAAAAUUUCUAGGGAACCGGUACUCGAAGCGAAAGGCCCAAUAGAACCACCACCCAGGCAGUCUGGAACCCCGCGCUUCAUCUCCACCUCAAAAGAGCUGCCUGUUCAUCGGGCUAGUACUGAGCUCAGCUUUCAAGAACUUGGUGAAAAUUUGCUGACCGACUCUGAUAUCAUCACCACCACAACCACCGACGCAUCUUCAUUCGGCGUCUCUCAAAUCACAACGGUAUCUUUAAAGUCAUUCAGAUCAGCAUCACUUCCUUCUCCUUCCAUGUCAGCAGUCAGUUGGGACUUGCGUAACAACUAUGAUGGUCCUAUAUUCAAACUUCUAAAGGACAAGAAGCCAUUUACCGAUCGGGCCAAAGAGUUCUUCACAAAGGCCUCUUUAAUAUCACUCCGAGACAUUGGCAGGAGAUUCAAAUAGAGAGAUCCAUGUAUCCUUCCUUGUUAUUUAUUGCGUACUUAUUAGACAAAAGGUGACAUUUUGGAAAGUCGAUCGUUCCUGUCGUCACCUUGAUUUUGCUUUCCUUUCCUUUGCUUUGUUUUGGGCUUUUUUUUUUUGCAAUUUUAAAAAUGCAAGUUAUUCUUAGACCGCAGAGGUAUUUAUAUAAAAAUCUUAAUGAAUGCUUUAUUGUUGAUGAGCCAGUCAUCUCUUCAGCGGAUGAAUGCGUGUACAAAGAAAGAAAAAAACUUGAGUGC